GUGAUGGGUUGACAGGUGCGUGACAGUGGGAGCUGCUCUCGGCACAAGCAUGUACGGCAAAGGCAAGAGUAACAGCAGCGCCGUCCCGUCCGACAGCCAGGCCCGGGAGAAUGGAUACAUUUCUGGGAUCCUCUGGAGCUGAGCUGCCACUGACUCGGGGUGUCCAAAGCCUUCCUCCUGUUUUCCUGGGAUAUGCUCCAUUGAGCAUGUGGUAGCACUGGUGAAGUGGUUAGCGCUCUACGUAUAUGAAUAUCUGCUCCAUGUAGGAGCUCAGAAAUCGGCCCAAACAUUUUUAUCAGAGAUAAGAUGGGAAAAAAACAUCACAUUGGGGGAGCCGCCAGGAUUCUUACAUUCUUGGUGGUGAGACUACUCCUCAAAAUACCAUCACACAGGGAGUCAGGACUUCCACGUCUGAACUUGGAGAAGUGUGUUUUGGGAUCUCUACUGUGCAGCUCCAGAGAGACGGGAAACGUGUGAACACUCCAGCGAAGCAAAAGCCUUCCAUGAUUAUAGUGCUGCAGCAGCUCCCAGCCCCGUGCUAGGAAACAUGCCCCCAGGAGAUGGCAUGCCAGUAGGUCCUGUGCCACCAGGGUUCUUUCAGCCUUUUAUGUCCCCUCGGUACCCUGGAGGCCCAAGACCCCCACUGAGGAUACCUAAUCAGGCACUUGGCGGUGUCCCGGGAAGUCAGCCAUUACUCCCCAGUGGAAUGGACCCGACCCGACAACAAGGACAUCCAAAUAUGGGUGGACCAAUGCAGAGAAUGACUCCUCCGAGAGGAAUGGUGCCCUUAGGACCACAGAACUAUGGAGGUGCAAUGAGACCCCCACUGAAUGCUUUAGGUGGCCCCGGAAUGCCUGCAAUGAACAUGGGUCCAGGUGGUGGUAGACCUUGGCCAAACCCAACAAAUGCCAAUUCAAUACCGUACUCCUCAGCGUCUCCUGGGAAUUAUGUAGGUCCUCCAGGAGGUGGAGGGCCACCAGGAACGCCCAUCAUGCCUAGUCCAGCAGAUUCAACCAAUUCUGGAGACAACAUGUAUACUUUAAUGAAUGCAGUACCUCCUGGGCCUAACAGACCUAAUUUUCCAAUGGGCCCUGGGUCAGAUGGUCCCAUGGGUGGCUUAGGAGGAAUGGAGUCCCAUCACAUGAAUGGCUCUUUAGGCUCAGGAGAUAUGGACAGUAUUUCCAAGAAUUCUCCCAAUAAUAUGAGUCUGAGUAACCAGCCGGGCACCCCAAGAGACGACGGUGAAAUGGGGGGAAAUUUCUUAAACCCUUUUCAGAGUGAGAGUUACUCCCCUAGCAUGACCAUGAGUGUGUGAUCCAUUACAAGUCUCCUCAUGAAAAGCAUCGUGAGUCAGCCCUUCACAGAACUACUACGGAAGAAAACUGCUCAUCAGUGUACGGUUAAAGGAAUCCCAGUCAACCAAACCAACCUUUUAGCUCCUGCUCUCCCCAUUUUGUGAAGAAAGCGGGUCCAAACGUGAUUCAAACAACUGUACGGAGUGGCACAUUAGAAUUGCCCUAAACUGAACUGCAAAUAAUCAUCUGUGUAUGUAUAUGUGUGGGAAAGAGAAUGUAUCGUAUAUGCAGAUCUAUAUGCACAUAUACGCAUACAUACAUUGACCCACAGGACAUUGUAAGAUAUUAUCACAUGACAUCUUAGUAGAAGUAAGUAGGGACUUUUAUUCCAUCCUUUUUUUCACGUUUACAUUUUAAUUAUUAAAGGUUGCUCCUGCCCCUCCCUGAACUAUUUUGUGCUGUGUAUAUCACUGCUUUAUAUAAGUUAUUUUUUAAGGUGAACUCAGAUGUUAUGGUUUUGUAAAUGUCUGCAAUCAUGGAUAGGAAUAAAAUCGCUUAUUUGAGAGCUUUCAUUCA
This is a messenger RNA of Peromyscus eremicus (cactus mouse), 1871 nucleotides long. It is a transcript of the gene Ssbp2, whose product is annotated as single stranded DNA binding protein 2. Gene Ontology annotation, biological process: positive regulation of transcription by RNA polymerase II. Gene Ontology annotation, cellular component: nucleus. The record is from RefSeq and is a predicted model, not a curated record. The coding region runs from base 548 to 1315 and encodes 255 amino acids. Gene Ontology annotation, molecular function: single-stranded DNA binding; protein binding. The transcript is spliced from 19 exons. NCBI's taxonomy places the organism in Eukaryota, Metazoa, Chordata, Mammalia, Rodentia, Cricetidae.